AACAACAGCAGCAGCGGCGGCAACAGCGGGGAGACACCGGCGGCGGCUCCUCGGAAGCGGCAGCCGCGCCAACAGCGCCCGCCCGCCCCGCGCGUCCCCUCCCUCCCUCCCUCCCCCGCCGCGGAGACAGGGGGCAGCGCCGAGAGGAGAACCGGGCUCAGCGUGUGUGUGCGCGGGAGGAGGAGGAGGAGGAGGAGGAGGAGGAGGGGGGACACACCGAGGACUGCGCCGGCCGAGGGCGCACGGAGCAGGGAAGCGGCGGCGGCACCGAGAGGCGGCGGCGGGUCCUUGUGGCCGGAGAGGAGGGCGCAGCCCGCACGGGGGUUUCUACCGAGUUUCCUCUUUUUUUUUUUUUUUUUUUUUUUUUUUUCGGUCUCUGGGACUCAGCGGCGGGUCUGCGUUUGUCUCCGGAUUUGAAUCCUCCUCCUUCUCCUCCUUCCUCGGGGAAGCUCCCCUCCCCGCCCCCUCCCCUCCCCCACUGCCUCCCUGCCCGCCCGGAUCCAGCCGGGCGCCCCGUGCCGCGGUCGCGUUGCUCGGCAGAGCUGCUGCGGGCGCUCGCCGUCUCUGCGCGGGCUUGGAAUAUGGUUGGGGAAAUGGAAACCAAGGAGAAGCCGAAGCCGAGCCCCGAUUACCUGAUGCAGCUGAUGAACGACAAGAAGCUGAUGAGCAGCCUCCCCAACUUCUGCGGGAUCUUCAACCACCUCGAGAGGCUGCUGGACGAAGAAAUUAGCAGAGUACGGAAAGACAUGUAUAACGACACAUUAAAUGGUAGUACGGAGAAGAGAAGUGCAGAAUUACCAGAUGCUGUGGGACCUAUUGUACAGUUACAAGAGAAACUAUAUGUGCCUGUAAAAGAAUAUCCAGAUUUUAACUUUGUUGGAAGAAUCCUUGGGCCCAGAGGACUAACAGCUAAACAGCUUGAGGCAGAAACAGGAUGCAAGAUAAUGGUCCGAGGGAAGGGCUCAAUGAGGGACAAAAAGAAGGAAGAACAGAAUCGAGGCAAGGCCAACUGGGAACACCUGAAUGAAGAUUUACAUGUACUUAUCACUGUGGAGGAUGCCCAAAACAGAGCAGAAAUAAAGCUGAAGAGGGCUGUUGAAGAAGUAAGAAAGUUACUGAUUCCUGCAGCAGAAGGAGAAGACAGCCUUAAAAAGAUGCAGCUGAUGGAGCUUGCAAUUCUGAAUGGCACCUACAGAGAUGCCAACAUCAAAUCACCAGCCCUUGCCUUUUCUCUUGCAGCAACAGCCCAGGCUCCAAGGAUUAUUACUGGGCCUGCGCCUGUUCUCCCACCAGCUGCCCUGCGUACUCCUACGCCAGCUGGCCCUACCAUAAUGCCUUUGAUCAGACAAAUACAAACCGCUGUCAUGCCAAACGGAACGCCUCAUCCCACCGCUGCAAUAGUUCCACCCGGACCCGAGGCCGGUUUAAUUUACACACCAUAUGAAUACCCCUACACGCUGGCACCAGCUACAUCAAUCCUUGAGUACCCUAUUGAACCUAGUGGUGUAUUAGGUGCGGUGGCUACUAAAGUUCGAAGGCACGAUAUGCGUGUCCAUCCUUACCAAAGGAUUGUGACCGCAGACCGAGAGCCACUGUACUAUAUAUUAUGAGGAGGAUGCACGUUCUCAGAUACCUAACUGAAUUCAGAAAGCCGCCACCGGCAACUAACCUAUGACCUUCUGACCUCUGAACUCUUCACCCAAUGAUGACCUGACCAUGCCUGCCUGCUGAUCAGUUAACUGGUAAACGCCUUUGCUUGCCUGUCUUCAGUGCAGCGAGCUGGGGCACUUGUCCGUUCGUCUUACCAUCUAACAAAACAGACAAAGAAAUUGUUGUCCUCCAACUCCGCUUUUUGUUGUUCUCCUGUUUGGGUGAAAGUGGUUCUAGAACCUGCACUGAAUAGUAGUAAAGCAAUAAGGUCCAACUCAUCCCUCCGCACUGAUCAUCCUCUAGUGUCCUGCCCCAAGCGAACGGUAAGGAGGCCUCGCACGAGAUGGAGACAGAUGUCCCUUAACUACCCGAUGACAGAGGCAGUUACUGUGAGAGACUUCUAGGAAUAUUUUUCUUCUCAGAAAAAAAAAAAAAAGAAAAAAAAAGAAAAAAAAAAGAAAAAAAAAGUCAAAGCUCUCUCUGAAUGUACUGUGUGAUGAUGCAUCAUGCAUGAACCUUUGGUCAGGGAUGUCAUUGGGGAAGGGAUUCCAAAAAGUAUUCAAAAUUUGAUACGCUGUUUAGUCACUACCAGUGCCCUCAAAGGGCAGAUGUUGCAGCCUUUUUUCUAUUGCCUGCCAAAUUGGACGUUUUAAAGGAAGUGUGCCGUGAAAUGCAGAUUACGAUGACUUCAGAACUACAUUAAUGCAGAGAACAAAACAGAAACACUAUUAAAGUGAAAUACAAGUUUAAAUUGUUUUAAUCAUAUUUUAAUCUCCUUGGAAGAUUACAUGAGAACAAGGUACAUGCAUUAUGUGUCACAUUACUGGGCAAACUGUUCAAAUAUUUUUUUUAAACCUCCCUGUAUAGAAAAAUUUCAUUAAGGAUGUAAAAGCCAUGCUUGCCUAUUUGCUGUAUACAUGUAAUGAAAAUGUAGAUAAAGUGUAGUGCAUUGAAACAAAAUGAACAAAAAAGUAGAUACUUUUACUAUACAAGGGUGCUGGUGCAGAAAAAAAAAAUAUAUUUUUGGAAAUGUAGCAUUUUAUACUUUCAAGUGUUAUAAAAAAAGAAAAAAAGAACAAAGAAACCCUUUAUUUCAUUAAAUGAUUUUUUCUGGUGGUUGUCAAGAAACAAAAGACCAAAAGAGCCUUUUAGUCUUUCUUUUUUAUUUUCUAAGUAUUGGAAUAAGUCUAAAGAAAAGGAAGUGCCUUAUUUUCUUCAUGGUCAUUUAGUCAAAUGUCUCGUAUAAUCAGCUUCUCCCUCAGACAAGUUACUGCAUGCCACUCAGUCGCCCAGUAUGUGAAAGAAGCUGUGAGGGAAGACAAAUGAUGAGUUGACCAUAUUAAUUACCUGAUUUUUGCCAUACGAGUGUGAUGUGACUUUGCCAAAAUCUCAUUAAGUAUUUGCUAAGUUUUCAUCAAACCAGCCCAUUAUUAUUUCAACCACUCUACUUUUUAAAUCAUAGCAAAUGCCGUACUUGUGCAACGUAAACCAAAGGGUUCUGUGAUACAGACUGUCUCAUGCUAAAGGAGAUUAUUAGCUGACAAAUGUUUGUAGAGCUGGAAGGUAUGUCAUUUUUGUUCAGGGAUGGAGAGGAGUUUUCUUGAUCUUGCUUGAAAUAAAUAUUACAUCAGUUGUAGUAGGCUUCGGCAUCACCCAGAAAAUGGAUGCUCUGCGGAUAAUGAAACUGAAAGUACUUAGCGAGUUUUCAGUCAGUGACUGAGCACGUCCCCAGUUUCCAGGAACAGCUCCUGCAGUGGCAAAAAGCAUGGAAGUUACUUGCUUUUCAGCUCGUCUUUGACUGUUGUUAGAUCUGGCCCAUUGGCUUUUCUUCAAAAGAUAAGCAGGAGAGGGACUUCAGCCAUUUGAAGUCCAGCUAUACCUUAUUUUUAACCCUUGUUUCCACAUGAGGUUCGGAUAGCUGGGCAAUUGCAAGAGCUGAAGCUGUUGAACGCACAGUAUUAAAUUCUGAAAACAUUAAGUAUUACUUUGUGGGGCUCAGUACUAAACUUGGCAAAUAUCAGGUGAUAAUUUUAUUCCCCUCUUGUCAACUUAUUCUCCUCCUGCAAAUCUUCACAGCUUCCAAAUGAAAGGUCAAUAGUAAGCUAAGAGGGCUUACAUUUUUAAGCACCUGCAUGGUGACCUCAUCUAACAUCUUGUCUCACCUGGAAAUAAUUAUCAGUUUAUUUACUAUGCAAUAGACAUUCAUCCUUUUGUAUUCAGCUAGAUUUUUGUUUAUUGUGCCACCGGCUUUGUCUUCCUGUUACACAUACAGUUGUGUUGAUUUUAUUUACAGUAUAUGCUGUGCCAUUUUGAUUUUAUUUUGGUUGGUUGGUUGAAUAAACUUGCGACACUCGAACAUUUGAAGAGAGAUUUGCUAAAACAAUACCAGUAUUUGAUCCAGUUUCAUCUCAGCUAUGAUAAAACCUGGACAUUUUAGACAUUUAUCAAAGGUCUUUUACUGGGGGGGGGAGGGGAAGUGUAUGGAAUAGAUGUGUGACAUGUGAAAGUAAUGUUUGCUCUGAACAAACUUCUGAAAACUUAGUUGACAAAAUUUUGGAUCAACUUAAAAAAAAAGCAUGACUUUUGAAAUCUCUGAAUGCCUUGGUUCUCAGUAUUAUCAUUCUUUAAUGACUUUUUCUUUAUUAAAAUAAGUAGUUUUAAGACUUCUUUCUGACAGUAUUAUGUAAUUUUUUUAGAGUGGGUAGAUGGGAGUGUCGCUUGUAUGUAACCGUACAGAUGACAUGUAUUUGUCUAUUCUUUAUUAUCUUAGUAGUUUCAUGCUAUGUAUGUACCAUAACCAACCUAUUGCCUAUGAGAAACAUGUAAGAUAAUGUAUUUACAGCCAUUGUUACAAGUUUAUAAUGUAUUUUUCUAUCUUGUUUUAUAUGUAUGUUAUAUAACAUUCAAAAGAAUUUUUUUCCUGAUUGAGAAAAAAGGAUACAAAAUGCAAAACCCACAAUUUUGAUAACUGAAAAAUUGCCAAUUGUUUUGCAGUACUUUAUUAUAUUGGGAGUGUUGUCUUUCUUGGGCUUUUAGUUAGCUACUGGAUGAAUACAUUAGACAUAUUUGGGUUUUAGUUGGGUUUUUACAUAGCUUGCAUUUUAAUUCUUUGGUUCUUUGCUGUUUCUAUUAACCCAUAGCAUUAUUUUAAUAAAUGUUAUAAUACCAACCUACUAACUCUGGACUAUGUCUGUUUAUUAACCAUUACAUGUUUAAUUAAAAUAAACAAAUAAAGACGGAAGAAUGUAAAGUCUUGAGUUACUGGACUAACCCUGAAGAACGUGACCACAGAUAACACAACGUGACUUGUUUUUAUGUUGUUUGUCAGCUGACAUUCUGCACACUACUGUUAAGUUGGCUUUGGUCAUUUUGGCCUUUUACCUUGGCGAAUGGGUGCCAGUAGAAAUGGGAACAAAGUAGCAUUUUUUGAGGCAUUCUUCUUGUAGAGUCUUGCCACUUGCCUUUCAGCAUCUGCAUUACUAAUUCCACACUUUCUUUUUCUUUCUCUAAAAUAAUUACUGUUGGCUCACAGCAAAAGAGCAAAAGAUGCCAGUGUAUUGGUAAAUUGUGACGGUGUACAGAAACCAGUUUGAUUCUUUGUUGAACCAUUCAGAGGUUGCAGUUAAUGGCAUGGUAAUUUGUGAUUUGUUGGUUUUGGCACCUGAUUCACUGUUGCAUCAUGUGACAUUUUUAAGCACAGAAUAUUUCUGGAUAGAAUUGCUGUACAUUGAAACACAAAACCUGGGCGUUUCCUUUGGCUGAAGUGCCUUAUUUAUGCCACGCUAUUUCAAGUAACUUUUUUUUUUUGGUACUUCUGCUGUGGUCUGUCAGUAUUGCCUAGCUCAGGGGACUACAACUUCUGUAAGCCAAAGGUCAAACUGGAUCUUUUCCUAAUGACUGCAGAAAGUACAAAAAUACAUUUUUCACUAAAUUACCAAGCAACAUCCAUUUCAAAUUCCAGAGCUGCCUUUUUGUCAUCUUUAUCCCUGUAGAUGACUGGAGCAACAUGAAUGCAGGGAAUUGAGAUGGUGAAAAUGCUGUUUUGAGUGUACAUCUAUGCAAAUAUUUUUACAGAUACGUUUCCCCUUUCUUAGAACUACACUGUCUGAGGCUGCUUUACAUUUCCCAGGUAGUUCUAGAUUUGUAACCUUGAGUGGGCAGUAAUUACCGCUAACGUCAAGGGAGAUCCACAGUGUAGAUAACUUUUCAGGUGUCAACUGUUUUCUUCCUGAAAGUCCAUUUUUUUUCCUGUAGAUAGUAAAAAUCCAGAUGAGGAAUAGGAAUCUGUUCAAAUUCCUCCUUUAAUUUAUGACUUUCAAACUAUUUAUCUUGAAAUACAUGCAAUAUAAAUAGAGUUCUCACAGUAUUGCUAGUAAUUAAAAUUUUAUGCAUCUUUAUUUUAUGGAGAAAAAUAGUCUAGCUUUGAUGAUGUUUCUUAGUUUUCUAAUGGCAUGUAGUUCUUCGUUUUACAAAAAUUUUAGGUAGAGCUGAAAUGCCAAUUUAUUUUGAAUAGUUUCACUUGUGCAGAAUUUUCUUUUUAAUUUAACAGAUCAUGUUGCUAUCCUAAAACUCAGCCACAGGCAGAUGAUAAGAAUAUUAGAUAUUUACAACAGAUAAUAUCAGGACCUUUUGUCUGGGUAAUGGAACAAGUGUCUUUACAGAGCAAAUAAUUUAUAUUCUUAAAGAAUUUUAUCAGAGGUGCACAUGUAGUUUGGUGAAGUACUCUGUCCAGAUUAGGUGAAACUAUUCAUAUGGAACAAAACUUUAAUGUUUUACAUUAAAGAACACUUCCGUUACCAGAGCUACUGCUUUUCUGUAAUAUUUUUAUUAUUUUGUAUUUUUAUCAAUAGAUAUUAAACUACUGUUAUACUUUG
Molecule: messenger RNA, 6524 nt
Organism: Poecile atricapillus (Black-capped chickadee)
Lineage: Eukaryota; Metazoa; Chordata; Aves; Passeriformes; Paridae
Gene: QKI
Product: QKI, KH domain containing RNA binding
Exons: 9
Coding region: 582-1610 (342 amino acids)
Biological process (GO): regulation of mRNA splicing, via spliceosome
Cellular component (GO): nucleus
Molecular function (GO): mRNA binding
Source: RefSeq, a predicted model, not a curated record